CGAUGAAAAAAAUGAAAGAAAACAGUUAUCAUCAGUUUCGACAGCGUUAUUUCUCGCUCUAGGCAUUGGCAUCAUUGAGGCGCUAGCUUUACUUUUGGGAGCUGGAUCAUUCCUCAGGUUAAUGGGUGUCUCAGCAGAUUCUCCUAUGCGAGUACAAGCAGAGAAGUUUCUGUCGCUUAGAGCUCUUGGUGCCCCCGCUGUUGUACUUUCUCUGGCUCUUCAGGGUGUGCUGAGGGGAUUUAAGGACACAAAAACCCCUGUAUUCUGUCUAGGUGUUGCCAAUCUUGCAGCUGUUUUUCUGUUCCCGCUUUUCAUAAAUUAUUUUCAGAUGGGUGUCACUGGAGCAGCCACUGCCACUGUUGUGUCUCAGUAUGCACUUUCUUCCUGAAGUCUGUUAGUCGGCUUUCUUUUAACUAUAUUGGU
Molecule: messenger RNA, 423 nt
Organism: Spinacia oleracea (spinach)
Lineage: Eukaryota; Viridiplantae; Streptophyta; Magnoliopsida; Caryophyllales; Amaranthaceae
Product: protein DETOXIFICATION 45, chloroplastic-like
Exons: 3
Coding region: 122-388 (88 amino acids)
Biological process (GO): transmembrane transport
Cellular component (GO): chloroplast; membrane
Molecular function (GO): antiporter activity; xenobiotic transmembrane transporter activity
Source: RefSeq, a predicted model, not a curated record